CAGCUUCGUGAUGGCAUGAACAAGGAACGGCUGCGUGUGUACACUUCCUGCUAGAAGGGAGUUACCGCCAAACUUCUCUCAUCUGGUUUCCCCAAGGAGACCCAGACUCCCUAAUUCGACCAAGUGCCAUCUCUAGAAGCGCAACUACAAAAUAUUUGUAGUAUACUUUCUCCUUCAAAGCUUGGCCUGUUUGUUGUAGCCUCCGUCUUCCAGCAACUCGAUCCCUUCCUUCGUUUCAGAAAAUACCCAGUAAAUUAAAGUGCGAGCAGAAUGAAACUCCUCUUACCAAUUACUCUGCUGCUCAUAAUUUCCAUGGUUAUGGCGGCGGCCUCUUUCCUUCAGCUCUCACUUGCCCUCGAUAUUGACGGUGCCUUUUCCCCUGAUUCACCCCCUGCCUCUCCACCCGGAACAUGCGAUUCGAAGUGCGAGGGAAGAUGCGCCAAGGCAGGGGUGAUGAAGAGGUGUUUGAAGUACUGCAAUAUCUGCUGCGGGAAAUGUCACUGUGUGCCUUCAGGGACCUACGGGAAUAGGUCAGAGUGCCCUUGUUACAGGGACAUGAAGGACAAUAAGGGCAGGCAGAAGUGUCCUUAAACCUACUCACCCACACUGAAGAUAAAAACUAUAUGUAUAUGGGGAG
Linum tenue is the source of this 637-nucleotide messenger RNA. NCBI's taxonomy places the organism in Eukaryota, Viridiplantae, Streptophyta, Magnoliopsida, Malpighiales, Linaceae. The record is from the annotation of a GenBank genome assembly.